AUGCUCAACGACUUUUGCGCGGGUAUGAAGGCUUGCGCUACGAGGAACAACAUUCGUGCUUUUCCCGGUGCGCCGCAUGGUUACUACAUCGAUGAACAGACGGGCGAACUCUUCGACUUCUUCGACGGCGACGACGUUGAGGUGGCACGUCCCAAACCACAAGCGGCGCGGCGCGGUCUAAGGCAGGCGCCCCGGAAUGCGAUCAACGCCGCCAACGCAGAAUCCACUGUGAUACCGUAUCUUUACAGCAUGCACAUCGAGUUUAGGAUGCCCGAUAACCUCCUACUCAACGCGGCAUAUUUUAUUAUUGGCAUCGAUGCCUGCGUGAACAGGCUAUGGUUCUACGGCCAACAUCAUCGAAGAAUCACUGCGUCGUGGACUGGCCGUCGUACCAAGGAAUGGCCUCCAAUUACAAUACUUAACGGGCCACCGUGGGACAGCCAUUUUACCAUCCCAAGAAGCUACGAAUUCCUCGGGGCGUAUAACGACGAGUGCGCCCCAAGAGCGGAGUUGGGUGAAGAGGCGAUCCGAUAUGGCGAUGGAAGCGGUGUUUACAUCCGUCACUACAGUCGCGAGACGCUUGCGGCCGUGGCGAAUUCUUGGGACUGGGACACCAAGAAAAAGAGAACGCUCCAACUCGUGCUGCCUCACACGAUUGCGUACGCAGCCAACGACCGGAUGGUUUACUUACCCUACGACGGCAUCCUCGGUCUUGGUAUCAUGCGGUCGGUGUAUUACGCGUGA
Molecule: messenger RNA, 744 nt
Organism: Trametes versicolor FP-101664 SS1
Lineage: Eukaryota; Fungi; Basidiomycota; Agaricomycetes; Polyporales; Polyporaceae
Exons: 6
Coding region: 1-744 (247 amino acids)
Source: RefSeq, a predicted model, not a curated record